This is a messenger RNA of Microtus oregoni (creeping vole), 6665 nucleotides long. RefSeq names its product leucine rich repeat containing 8 VRAC subunit B (gene Lrrc8b). Bases 303 to 2714 code for a protein of 803 amino acids. The record is from RefSeq and is a predicted model, not a curated record. NCBI's taxonomy places the organism in Eukaryota, Metazoa, Chordata, Mammalia, Rodentia, Cricetidae. The transcript has 5 exons. Gene Ontology annotation, molecular function: protein binding.
CCGGGGCGGCGAGCCGGGCAGCGCCGGGGCUUCCCGCUGAGGCGCAGUCGCCGGCCGAGUGCGAGCGCCGGCCGCUCGGCGCGCCCCGGCCGGGCAGCGCGGGCCCCGGGGGGCUCUGGGCGCCAAGGAAUUCCUCAGAUCAAAACUAAUUGCAGAGUUCCCGGCUGACCAGCAUUCAUAGGAAUGAAGACAAACUCAGAGAUGGUGUGUCUAAGAAACUUCAAAAGGUGUAGACCUCCUGAUUGAAGCGUGCUUGAUUUGAUUCACUUCUUCAUAACAUUCCUUUUCUCUACAAGGGAGUCAUGAUCACACUAACAGAGCUAAAGUACUUAGCAGACGCCCAGUCAACCUAUCACAUCCUGAAGCCAUGGUGGGACGUCUUCUGGUAUUACCUCACCCUCAUCAUGCUGCUGGUGGCCGUUCUGGCUGGCGCGCUGCAGCUAACCCAGAGCAGGGUCCUGUGUUGUCUUCCCUGCAAGGUGGAGUUUGACAACCACUGUGCCGUGCCUUGGGACCUGCUGAAAGCCAGCGAGAACGCGUCCUCUAACUCGGGCGUGCCGCUGGCACUGCCGCUACGCAUCCAGAACGACCUCCACCGGCAGCAGUACUCCUACAUCGACGCCGUCUGCUACGAGAAGCAGCUCCACUGGUUCGCCAAGUUCUUCCCCUACCUGGUGCUUCUGCACACGCUCAUCUUCGCAGCCUGCAGCAACUUCUGGCUCCACUACCCCAGCACCAGCUCCAGGUUGGAGCACUUCGUGGCCAUCCUUCACAAGUGCUUCGAUUCCCCGUGGACCACACGUGCCCUGUCGGAAACCGUGGCCGAACAGUCAGUGAGGCCCCUGAAACGCUCCAAGUCCAAAACCUUGCUCUCAACCUCGGGGGGUUCUGCCGACGUUGAUGCCAGCAAGCAAUCAUCACCCCACCCACAGCCAGGCCUGGAGUCACCAGGCAUAGAAAGUCCGACUUCCAGCGUCUUGGACAAGAAGGAGGGUGAACAGGCCAAAGCCAUCUUUGAGAAAGUGAAGAGGUUCCGUCUGCACGUGGAACAGAGGGACAUCAUUUAUCGGGUGUACCUGAAGCAGAUAAUCGUCAAAGUCAUCUUGUUUGUCCUCAUUAUAAGUUACGUUCCAUACUUUUUAAGCUGUAUAACUCUUGAAAUCGACUGCUUGAUCGAUGUGCAAGCGUUCACAGGCUAUAAGCGCUACCAGUGUGUCUACUCCUUGGCAGAGAUCUUUAAAGUCCUGGCUUCGUUUUACGUCGUUUUGGUGAUCCUUUACGGCCUGACCUCCUCCUAUAGCUUGUGGUGGAUGCUGAGGAGCUCUUUGAAGCAGUAUUCCUUUGAGGCACUCAGAGAGAAAAGCAACUACAGUGACAUCCCCGACGUCAAGAAUGACUUUGCCUUCAUCCUGCAUCUGGCCGACCAGUACGACCCUCUGUACUCGAAACGCUUCUCCAUCUUCCUGUCAGAGGUCAGCGAGAACAAGCUGAAGCAGAUCAACCUCAACAACGAGUGGACCGUGGAGAAACUGAAAAGCAAGCUCGUGAAAAACUCCCAGGACAAGGUGGAGCUGCAUCUCUUCAUGCUCAGCGGCCUUCCCGAUAACGUCUUUGAGUUAACAGAGAUGGAGGUGCUGAGCCUGGAACUCAUCCCUGAGGUCAAGCUGCCGGCCACCGUCUCUCAGCUUGUCAAUCUCAGGGAACUUCACAUAUACCAUUCAUCCCUGGUCGUCGACCAUCCUGCCCUGACCUUCCUCGAGGAGAACUUGAAAAUUCUCCGCCUGAAAUUUACCGAAAUGGGCAAGAUCCCUCGCUGGGUGUUCCACCUGAAGAACCUCAAGGAGCUGUACCUGUCAGGCUGCGUUCUCCCGGAGCAUGUGAGCACCACGCAGCUGGAGGGCUUUCAGGACUUGAAGAACCUGAGGACCCUCUACCUGAAGAGCAGCCUGUCCCGCAUCCCCCACGUGGUGACGGACCUGCUGCCCUCCUUGCAGAAGCUGUCCCUCGAUAACGACGGAAGCAAACUGGUUGUUCUGAACAACUUGAAGAAGAUGGUCCACCUGAAAAGCCUGGAGCUCCUCAGCUGCGAUCUUGAACGCAUUCCACACUCCAUUUUCAGCCUGAACAACCUGCAUGAGCUGGACCUGAAGGAAAACAACCUGAAGACAGUGGAGGAGAUCAUCAGCUUCCAACACCUUCCCAGCCUUUCCUGCUUGAAGCUCUGGCACAACAACAUCGCUUACAUCCCUGCCCAGAUUGGGGCGCUGUCCAACCUCGAGCAGCUCUUCCUGGAUCACAAUAACAUCGAGAGCCUGCCCUUGCAGCUCUUCCUAUGCACCAAACUGCACUACUUGGAUCUAAGCUAUAACCAUCUGACCUUCAUUCCAGAGGAGAUCCAGUACCUGACCAACCUGCAGUACUUCGCUGUGACCAACAACAACAUCGAGAUGCUACCAGACGGGCUGUUCCAGUGCAAGAAGCUCCAGUGUCUGCUUCUGGGGAGAAACAGCCUGACAGAUCUGUCCCCUCUGGUGGGCGAGCUGUCCAACCUCACCCACCUAGAGCUCAUCGGAAACUACCUGGAGACGCUGCCUCCGGAACUGGAAGGCUGCCAAUCCCUGAAGCGAAGCUGUCUGAUUGUUGAGGACAGUUUGCUCAACACCCUCCCACUCCCUGUGACAGAACGUUUGCAGACGUGCUUAGAUAAAUGUUGACCUAGGGAUCAGACCCACGGCGAAAGCGCUUUUCAAGUGAGGCCCCAGGGCUUAAAGGUAAAUGAUCUCUCCUGAGUUAGGAAGAUGAAAUUGGCUGAUGGUUAUGACACACCAUAACCAAAAAUCUUACCAAAUUAUCCGGUGUCUAAAGCAAGUGGGGAAAAGAUGCCGACACUGGAGUGUGGGGAAUAACUGACCUUUAAAUUAUUUAAGAUAUUGUAAGAAAAAGUAUACACUGAGGUGGACUGAGAGGCAUGCAGUUAGGGAAGCUUUGCCUUUCCAGUCUGUAUCUCUUUUCUCUCCUUUCAGCCCGUUCCUAUUCACACACUUGUUUUCCUGGCUUUCUAGUUUUGAUAUUUAUCUCCAAACCCAUAAAGAUUCAUCAGCAUCAACGUCCUUGCUGUAUGCUCACCAUUGGCUUUGAUUUAUAGUCUUCCAUUUGUUAGCAGGGUGUGUGUGCUUGGCUUACUCCCCACUUCCUUUCUCAUUUGCUGGAAUCUUCUGGUUUUCCCCGAACAUCCCUGGGAGAAUGCUCGCCUUGGCACGCGCCUACGACCAGGAGCCAGGGUUCUGAGGACGUGUGACCCUCUGAGCAGCCUAGAAAUUAACGGGUUCUCAAAAUUGUCUUCUUGUCUGUCAUCCAAGCCUUUUUAAAAUAUGUUAAGAAUUUUUUAUAUGAAGUGUAACAUUUUCUACUGUAUGAUCUCAGAUCUCCAUCUCUGAGGAUACUUUAUAAGGUACAGUGAGCAUGUGCGUCUCUAUAAGAAUUUCCUGAUUCUGGAUUUGAGCCGAUUAUAAUUCUCAUGUUUGUAUGCAUUCUGCUCUCAAAAGGUUUUGUACCCUGCAACUAAUUACUUUUGGAUGACAAAACCUUGUUUUUCCCUCCUAAAGUCUCUGAGGGGUUUCCCUGGGAGAGGACAGCUGCAUCUUUUACCUCUCCUUGGUGUUGUGCAUCCAACCAUACGGGUAGGCAUCUCAGUUACUUACAAACUGCUGGAGGGGAGAGGGCAGGAUCUGGACUGGAAAGUACUCUGUAGAACAAAGCUGCAGGGCGCCCCAGCAUCUACACGGUCUCCCGGUGUGGCUAUGAUGGAAGCUGUCUAUUCUCCAACUAACUGAGCUCAUUGACCUGGCAUCCAUGCCUCUUAACUCCUGAGAUAAAUCUUGCUCCUUUUGACUGAGAACUUUGGGUCUGGCCCUUUAUUAUCGUGCACAUCACUGAAUAAAUAAUGCGGACUGGCUCGCUUUGGAGAAAUGAACACCGCAGUGUGUUUUUCUCUGUUGGGUCUAGGCAUUAUGAACCCACCUCUCUUUGGACAUUCACUAAGUAGCCCAUUAACUGCAUCUACACAAAACUGGGAAACACUAUGGAACAGGAAUCUUCUAAACACGGAACUGUGCCGUGUAGUUUUCCUCUUGAUUUGUUCGAAAUGCCUCUUCUCUUAGCUACCACAUAUGCCUGACAUUCAGAGAAAAGAAUUGCACAGAGGAAACUCAAGUACGGUUAGAUACAAAAAAUAGAUAGAAGGCCCAAAAGCUGCCUAACGCACUAUGGUUGGCAAGGAACAGACUAAAAAUAGACAAAUAGACAUUUUUAACAAAGCUUGCCUUCUUUAGAACGGCCAAGCUGAGAGUCUCAGGGAACUGGGCAUGACAAGGGCAGCUCUCUCUAGGACCCCACAGACUGGUCCUGGUAUAGCCAGGGUUUUCUUAUUUUUACUUUUUGAAAAAGUUAGUUGAUGAUAAAUGUUCUGCUGUAGAAUCAUCACAUGGACCAAUUCCAAAGUUAGCUGGAAUUUUCUCAAGUUUUGAACAUAAAUGUUUUAUGUGAGGGAGGUUUCAAUAUUGUCAACCAUACUUCAUAUGAAAAAGAAAUCCUACCCUCUUUGUAGAAAAGAAAUUCAAAACACAGUUCAGAUUUUCUAACCUUUACCUGACAAGAGAGAACAUCCCCAUGCCUUGCUUACCAGUGCAAGCAUCGCCUACCUCCUCAGAGAAAUUCCCUGGGAGAAUCAAACAUGAGGUACAAGUCCUUUUCCCACACUAGGCUGUACUGCUGGAAACCAUGUAGCUCUUGAUACCACUGUUCUGAGGUGUCUUUUGUAUUUGAUGCUUAGGCAACAACGUUGAAGUAGCUUUUCAAGCUAACGCACACUAAGGCAAUGAACAACCCUCCCAUCCGACUGAUGGAGAUCUGUGUUAGCUCUGGCUUCGCUGCCCUUUGUUGAGAGUCACCUCAUACCUAAGAGAAUUGUAAAUGAAGAAAAUAAAAUCUCCAAAUUAUCGUGAGACUUUCCAAAACCCAAACAUCAAGGAUCGACAGCAGAAUUUUGGCUUAUAGUAUGAUGGAUGGGCUCAUGUCACUUGCGUCCACACCACAGUAUAGACAGACACACGUCUCAUGUUUGUAAAUUUCACUUAGGUUAGUCUAAGAAUAGUCACUUUUUAAAAAUUCAUUACUUUAAUCAUGAGGUAUUCACUUUCCUUCAUUAUGGUAUUUAAAACCAAACACUACCUUGGUUUGCAAAGGCGUGUGUGUUCCCCCAAGUUGGAGCUUUUCCAUCACCUAGGUCAGGGUGGGUCUCUGCAGUAUAUUGAUGCUGCGUUUUCAUUUAAUCUCCUGUGUGUCACCAGAUUCCUCUGUUAAUGAAAAGCAGGUUGAAUCAGGGUACAUGAAAACCUUGGGGUCUCAGUGAUGUGGCAAGCUCUACUUGGUCUGCUUCAGUGUGCUAAUGCAACUUAUGUAUAUAACGUUAUUCCUUGAUGGUGAAAUGGUUCUGCUCAUGUUUUAUAAUUCAGAUGUCAUGUUUAAUUAAAAUAUUACAUUAAUAUUGAUGAGUUCAUUAAAAUUAGCCAAACCCUUUUUUCUGUAGACUUGACAUGAUUUCCCUGUAUUUUCAGUAAAAUGACCUUCCCAUCUUUAUAUUUGAUUCGUGCUGGUCCAUCCACACAGGGUGCGUUCGUCUUCACCACCUCACUGUAGAGAAGCCGUGUAUUUGUGCGGUAGCAAUUGCAGCAACAUCAAGCAUGCUCAGGCCUUCGUUCCUGCUGUAAGAAUCCAGCUUCUGGUCCCUUUGGUUUCAUUGAUGACAUACUGCAUUGGAAUCUGUAUUAGUUUCUAGAGAGUGAAAGAUCAAUUAUAGAGAGAAAGGAAGGCUUAUUUUGCAUCCUGGAGGGGGGAAAUGCAUAAAUUUAGACAGUGUAAACAAGCAACUCCUGCAGAAUGUUCUGGGUGUGGCUGAGGCUGUCUUUACCUGUGUGAUGUGGGAAAGCUGCAGAAGGCCCCCUCCCUGUCUCUUACCCGCAGCUUCAAUGUCCAGGGACAAGUCUACUAUGGACUUCAUAACUAUAAUCUCUUCAGCUUUUUUUUUUAAAAAAAAUGUAUGCACAAUUUCAUCGACAUGGAAGUAUUAACAGAUUAUAUGAGUCAAAGUACUGAGUUGAGAUGGCUUCUCAUCGAACUUAAUUUCAUACAAGUUUUGAAUCUAACACAAAAUACACCAUAGCUGAGAAAAACGAUUUUGAAUGCCUUCUGCAUGUUCAUCAUUUCAACAGACCUGGUGCAGUUUUUAAAAUACAAGAGGUAUAGCGUUAGAAUGGGCUUGGCCUGUGCUUGCAUCUGUCACGUGUCAGUCUUUAUUAUAACACUGCACAGUAAGACCUACAGUUCUGUGCUCCGUUCUAAUAAACAAUGGGCUGAUCUCGAGUGGAGACUCUUUUGUUGGCGUCCAGUGAAGGCUAGCAUUUGUUACUUUAUCUUUGCCAUAUAUUCGGAAAUGUAUAUCUGGGUUUUGUUUCCAGAAUGAAUUACUAGAAAAUGUAAAAUUGCGUUCAAUGUUUUUGGCUCCAUUCUGUAGAUCUGGGUAAAAUCUGCUGUUUUUAAAGUAUCUUUUGUGUAAAAGGAUUCGAUUUUUAUAAUAAAUGGCAAAUAAAUGAUUCAGUGGAAACCAA